GAGUCAAUUAGGACCUGUAUCAGACGGUUUGUUCGCAUAGACCUGUGCAAUACAAUUUAGAGACAUUCAUUGAUUUAUCUGUGUUAUUAAUUAGAAAAAAUGGCUUUAGAAGAUUACAAAGAGAUUGUAGCUAGUGCUGCAACUAUUCUAACGAUGGGUCACAUGUUAUCAGGAACGAUUGUAUGUAAAGAGAUCAUCAGAAAAGGAACAUCAAAAGGCUCAGACCCUAAUCCAUUCGUUGGAGGGUUGGGAAUGGGUCUACUCAUGUUACAAUAUGCAUUUAUCCUGCGAGAUUCUAAUAUGAUUGCAGUAAAUCUUUUCGGUUUGGCGACCAGUAUUGCUUAUGUAUCUGUAUUUUAUGUAUAUUCUCCAAAUAAGAUUGAUAUGUCGAAGCUAUUAGCCAAGAUGUUAGCAUUCACAGCGAUUGUUUUAACUUAUUCGAAAUUAGAACAUCCAAAACUUUUGGAAUUUAGGUAUGGAGUUGUGAUAACAAUUUUAUUCUUCUUGCUCAUAGCAUCUCCGCUAAUGAAUGUAGGUGAAGUAAUUAGAACUCAAAGUACUGAACUUCUUCCAUUCCCACUGAUAGCCAUGGGCACUAUUGUAUCAUUUUUAUGGCUUCUAUAUGGUAUAAUUCUCAAUAAUGGCUUUAUCAUUUUCCAAAAUGCUGUUGGUUUAGGGCUUUAUGUGAUACAGUUAUCUCUAUUUGUAAUAUACCCAUCCAAGCCUGUUGAUAAAGCAGCUCAAAAGAGAGAAUCUAAAUCAAAUUAAUUUUUUAAUUUCAAAUUUCAAAAAAGACAAUUCAUAAGAAAUUUUGAAGAUUGAUAAUAUAUUAUCAUCGUAUCCCUAGAUUAACAUAAUUAUAAAUUGAGAAUAAUUUUAUAAUAUAUUUUUAUACACAUCAAUUUUUAAUGAGACAAUGAGAUGCUUCUUUACUGUUAAUUAUUGACAAAAAAAUAUUUUUACUGUAUUCUUAUCGUAUAUCCAUAAUACAAUUAUCUGUAAUCAAAUUUUAAAAUCAAUAUUUGUUAAUUGAACAUGUUAAUACAGUAUGUAAAUAAUCUUAAAACUAGAGAAAAUAUAUUUUUACUUGUA
This is a messenger RNA of Chelonus insularis, 1092 nucleotides long. Its product is annotated as sugar transporter SWEET1-like. Gene Ontology annotation, cellular component: membrane. Bases 100 to 768 code for a protein of 222 amino acids. Lineage: Eukaryota; Metazoa; Arthropoda; Insecta; Hymenoptera; Braconidae. The transcript is spliced from 6 exons. Gene Ontology annotation, biological process: carbohydrate transport. The record is from RefSeq and is a predicted model, not a curated record. Gene Ontology annotation, molecular function: sugar transmembrane transporter activity.